Pyrus x bretschneideri (Chinese white pear) is the source of this 3053-nucleotide messenger RNA. RefSeq names its product probable helicase MAGATAMA 3. The coding region runs from base 170 to 2683 and encodes 837 amino acids. The record is from RefSeq and is a predicted model, not a curated record. Gene Ontology annotation, molecular function: helicase activity. The transcript is spliced from 20 exons. Lineage: Eukaryota; Viridiplantae; Streptophyta; Magnoliopsida; Rosales; Rosaceae.
AAAAACCCUCGUAAGAGCGGCAGACACAGAAAAACCCAUCAGAAUCUCCCUCCCUCCAUUUUCUCUCCGACUCUUCUGUCUGCUCUCCGUCACUCUCAGCAAUCAGCAGCCGUCUCUCCGCCGCCUCUACUCACUCUACCACUCUCUGUCUCUCUCUCCCUCCUUCUCUAUGGCGGUGGACAAGGACAAGCUUCAGGAAGACGGUGCUAUUGCCCGCUUCUACAGGAUUAUUCUCAGUUGGGACUAUUUCCGUCUCAGAAAAGAGGCAAACAAGCUGAAGGACAAGCAGCAGAAGAGUAAGGGGGAAGAAAUAGUUUAUGAGGGUUUAGGAAUUGCAAAAGUGAAAGACACCUACAAAGAUGUGGAUGACUAUAUCUCUACAUAUGAACCGCUUCUUUUCGAAGAAGUCAAAGCUCAGAUUCUUCAGGAAAAAGACUUGGAUGAAUUGGAAGACCCCAGGGAAAACUUGGUUGUCGAGUACACUGACGUGGGCGGGUUUCACUUAGCAACCCUUACCCGCGACCAGGGUGACUUGGAAGAGAGCGGAUCAAUAACGCAGAAUGAUCUUUUGCUUCUUUCCGGACAAAAGCUUCAAUGGGUAACGGAUGGUAAAGAGAAGUAUAUCCAACCUCCAUCUACCAAACAUCCACGGGACUAUGCUUUUGCAUUGGUGGAAAGCCGCCAGGCAAGUUCUUUUAGGAUUAGAAUGUAUUUGGGUGGAGAAGUCACUAAUUUGGAGACAGAUGCAGUUGAAUGUCCUAGGCUGUUAAAUGUGAAGUCUUUGGUGACUUCUACAGAACAACGGUUCUUUUACACUCUAAAGAUUUGCAGUUUAUCAACUAUUGCUCGUGAAUAUGUAGCUCUACGGUCAAUUGGUUCUCUCCCUUUUAAGGAUAUAAUUCUUGGAGCUGCUGAAAAAAAUAUCAAUUCGGAAGGCCAGGCCUGGAAAAUUUCUGGACCUCUGCAGGAAUAUAUAAAAGAAAAUCUUAAUGAAUCUCAACAAAACGCCAUACAGGCCGGUCUAUCGCGUAAACCAUUUAUCCUGAUACAGGGUCCUCCAGGAACAGGAAAGACACAAACUAUCCUUGGGCUUCUUAGUGCCAUUUUGCAUGCUACUCCAGCAAGAAUGAACUCCAGGGGUGAGUCAACCAUAAAGCGCCGGCCAAAGUUAUCUAGAGAGGAGAAAUUCAAACAUUGGAUAAAAGCGUCUCCAUGGCUUAGUGGUAGAAAUCCUAGGGAGCAAAUAAUGCCUGUGGAUGGUGAUGAUGGUGUUUUUCCGACCACUGGAAAUGAGUUGAAACCGGAAGUGGUCAAUUCUAGUCGUAAAUAUCGUGUACGUGUCCUUGUGUGUGCUCCUUCAAACUCUGCACUCGAUGAGAUUGUUUUGCGUGUUCUAAACAAUGGAGUGCGUGAUGAAAGUGACCAUUCGUAUAGCCCCAAAAUUGUGCGGAUUGGUCUUAAGGAACAUCAUUCUGUCCGUGCAGUCUCCAUGAAUGAACUGGUAGAACGGAAGAAAGGAAGUAUAGGAGGUGGUAAAGGCAGAGAUGGAGGUGCUGAAAGGUUUCGAGCAGAAAUUUUGGAGGAGUCUGUAAUUGUGUUUUCUACCCUUAGCUUUAGUGGUUCAAGUCUUUUCAGCAAAUGGAAUCGAGAUUUUGAUGUUGUUAUAAUAGAUGAAGCUGCACAAGCUGUGGAACCAGCGACUCUUGUUCCAUUGACAAAUGGAUGCAAACAAGUAUUUCUGAUCGGUGACCCGGUUCAACUGCCAGCUACUGUAAUUUCAACCGUUGCUAAUAAACUCGGGUAUGGAACGAGUUUGUUUGAGAGAUUUCAGAGAGCUGGCUAUCCAGUGACCAUGCUGAAGAUGCAGUAUCGAAUGCAUCCAGAGAUUAGGAGCUUUCCUUCUGCAGAGUUUUACUCGGAGUCAUUGGAGGAUGGUCCUAAUAUUAUAGAGCAGACACAACGUUCUUGGCAUGAUUAUCGAUGCUUUGGACCCUUCUGCUUUUUUGACAUGCAUCAAGGGAAGGAAUCCAAGCCCGAAGGAAGUGGUAGAUCUGUUGUGAAUGUUGCUGAGGUUGAUUUUAUCAUGCUCUUGUAUCAUAAUUUAGUGGAUAAAUAUCCAGAGCUUAAAUCAAGUCAGCGGUUCACGAUUAUAUCCCCGUAUCGUGGACAAGUAACUCUCUUGAAAGAACGUUUCAGAAGUACUUUCGGAGUGGAGUCUGACACAUUCGUGGAUAUUACUACUAUUGAUGGUUGCCAGGGACGUGAAAAGGAUGUUGCAAUAUUUUCAUGUGUCAGGACAAACGAACAUGGAAAAAUUGGGUUUCUGUCUGAUUUUCGGCGAAUGAAUGUUGCGAUCACUAGAGCAAAAUCUUCUGUCUUGGUAGUGGGAUCUGCAUCAACAUUAAGGAAGCGUGAUGAGCAUUGGAAUAACCUUAUCGAAAGCGCUGAAAAGAGGGAUCGUUUGCUUAAGGUCUCACAGCCAUACGCUUCAUUUUUCAGUGAUGAGAAUCUGGAAACCAUGUCUAUCAAGAAAGAAUUCUCAUUGGAGGAGGUUGAGAAUGAUGAGGUGGAUAACUAUGCAGGUUCAUACAAUUUUGGGGGUGCCGACCCGGCGGAGGGAGAGGAGAACGAUUAUGGAGACGGGGGUAUGGACAUGGAUGAUGGAGGCAACGGCGAUGACUGAGUAUCGAUAUGACAAUGUUGCUUAGGUCAUAUGGACCUGUGCGAGAUGAAAGUCUCAUGCACCGUUUUGAUUAAGAAGUGAGAAAUUCUCUUUUCGACUCUGACCCCCACUCCGGUUGUUUUUCUUCCUAUUACUUCAAAAGAAGCUGCUUCAACUUCAGCCACCCUAAUUCUUUAUAUUCGUUUGGGAGGGAGACUUCUUGUGUAAGUUAAACUACCGUCAGCUAUUUAGAUGCGUCAAGCCCCCCCUACAUAUACCGAUUACUAUUACAAUGGAAAACAUAGUUUUGUCUUAACUUUUAUGGCGGUUAUACCGAUUACUAUUACUGUCUCGUCUUCACUUGUAAGUGAUACGUAUCAAGUUUGACUUA